UCUGCUGUAAACAAGUUGACACAUGCUAUUGUGUGGAUCUUUAAAUCACGAGCGAUCGCAAGAAAACCAGUCAUUUUCUUCAGUUUUCCACGUUCAUUCUUUACCAUGUCGGGCCAGCGAUUGAUCACCGAUAUUUUUGCUAAACAUAGGAGGGAAGUUGAUCGUUCCAGGAAGGCAAAGGCAGCUGAUGAUGAGGCAAAAUUGGCAAAACCCCCAGCGAAAAAAUCUUGUUUUGAAGAUUUGGAUGAGGAGGCUGCACGGGCGCUGUUGAGAGAGAAAGAGCUGUCUGUACUUCAGCAGUUUGAUCUCUGUUGGACGUUUGGGCCCACCAUAGGUAUAACAAGACUAGAGAGAUGGGAACGAGCAAAAAAAAACAACCAGAACCCUCCAGACCUAAUCAGGCAAAUAAUCCAAAGGAAUCCAGAAGCAGAAGAGUACACCCAAGGUUUGUGGCAUAAUUACCCACUGUAAGAUUAUGAGCUGCUAUAGAAAGCGGACAGUGACAACCCAUAAAUAUACCAGGAUGCAUGUUGAGAAUGAACUCUGGUCAGUCAAAGUGAACCAACCUUCUUUCCCCUCAACCCGAAUGGACAACAGAUAUGACAGAUAAGGACUUCCACCACCUGGACUUGCUACAUGUUGUACCUCGCCAAUGAAGGCUAUAGACCUUAAUCACGGUGUCUUGAUUUUACUCCAUUCCAACUCAUUGUAGCCAAACUGAGGCUGGACGAAAUAACAGUCUGGUGCCAUGUUUGCGCAAUGAAUGUUAGCAUUCAUUGCUGUUAUGGAAACAGGGAACAUGAUCAAGAUGGUGGCAGCGUGAAAGGGUCUAUGGAGUCAAGGUUCCAGGGUGCUCUCUAGUUCUUAUUACAUGUAUACAUGUAACUCUAUGCUGUAUACAGGGCACUUGUACUGUAUGUGCCUAAGACCGCUCCAGAACAAUACAGAGAAGCUCAUGCUCUACAAACUAAUGUGCCUGCCAUCGAUUUCACAUAACUCUUCCUAACUAAAGACUAAUCUUAGGACUUAAACAGAGUCCCAACCCUAGC
Asterias rubens (European starfish) is the source of this 1049-nucleotide messenger RNA. Its product is annotated as DNA polymerase delta subunit 4-like. Gene Ontology annotation, biological process: DNA-templated DNA replication; DNA synthesis involved in DNA repair. Gene Ontology annotation, cellular component: delta DNA polymerase complex. The transcript has 4 exons. NCBI's taxonomy places the organism in Eukaryota, Metazoa, Echinodermata, Asteroidea, Forcipulatida, Asteriidae. Bases 106 to 471 code for a protein of 121 amino acids. The record is from RefSeq and is a predicted model, not a curated record. Gene Ontology annotation, molecular function: DNA-directed DNA polymerase activity.